Mauremys mutica (yellowpond turtle) is the source of this 2226-nucleotide messenger RNA. It is a transcript of the gene PTEN, whose product is annotated as phosphatase and tensin homolog. The transcript is spliced from 8 exons. Lineage: Eukaryota; Metazoa; Chordata; Testudines; Geoemydidae. Gene Ontology annotation, biological process: phosphatidylinositol dephosphorylation; negative regulation of cell population proliferation; phosphatidylinositol 3-kinase/protein kinase B signal transduction. The record is from RefSeq and is a predicted model, not a curated record. Bases 323 to 1132 code for a protein of 269 amino acids. Gene Ontology annotation, cellular component: cytosol; cell projection; nucleus. Gene Ontology annotation, molecular function: protein tyrosine phosphatase activity; phosphatidylinositol-3,4,5-trisphosphate 3-phosphatase activity.
AUCCUGUCUGAGCAGCUUUCUUGUUGCCUUCUGUUUUCUGGGCUCCCUUAGGGGGGUAUCUUGACUACAGACUUCCGGACUCCUCAGGUUUUUGGAUUCAAAACAUAAAAACCAUUACAAGAUAUACAAUCUAUGUGCUGAAAGACAUUAUGACACCGCCAAAUUUAACUGCAGAGUUGCACAGUAUCCUUUUGAAGACCAUAACCCCCCACAGCUAGAGCUUAUCAAACCUUUUUGUGAAGAUCUUGACCAAUGGCUGAGUGAAGAUGACAAUCAUGUUGCAGCAAUUCAUUGUAAAGCUGGAAAGGGACGAACUGGUGUAAUGAUUUGUGCAUAUUUGUUGCAUCGAGGCAAGUUUUUAAAGGCUCAAGAAGCUCUAGAUUUUUAUGGGGAAGUAAGGACCAGAGACAAGAAGGGAGUAACUAUUCCCAGUCAGAGACGCUAUGUGUAUUACUAUAGUUACCUGUUAAAGAAUCACCUGGAUUAUAGACCAGUGGCACUGCUGUUUCAUAAGAUGAUGUUUGAAACAAUUCCAAUGUUCAGUGGCGGAACUUGCAAUCCUCAGUUUGUGGUAUACCAACUAAAGGUAAAGAUAUUUACCUCCCCUUCAGGACCCCCUAGACGAGAAGACAAAUACAUGUACUUUGAAUUCCCUCAACCAUUGCCGGUGUGCGGUGAUAUCAAAGUAGAAUUCUUCCACAAACAGAACAAGAUGUUGAAAAAGGACAAAAUGUUUCACUUUUGGGUAAAUACAUUCUUCAUAGGACUGGAUGAAAAUUCAGACAAAGUAGAAAAUGGAAGUCUAGUUGGAGAUCAGGAACUUGAUGGUAUUUUCAGCACAGAACGCUCAGAUAAUGACAAGGAAUAUCUAAUCCUUACGUUAACAAAAAAUGAUCUAGAUAAGGCAAAUAAAGACAAAGCCAACAGAUAUUUCUCUCCAAACUUCAAGGUGAAGCUAUAUUUCACAAAAACAGAGGAGCCAUCAAAUCCAGAGGCUAGCAGUUCUGCUUCAGUAACACCGGACGUUAGUGACAAUGAACCUGAUCAUUAUAGAUAUUCUGACACCACUGACUCUGAUCCAGAGAACGAACCUUUUGAUGAAGAUCAGCAUACGCAGAUUACAAAAGUCUGAAUAUUUUUUUUAUCUGGGGAGAAAAAACCACAAAGAGACAAACUUGAAUAAACUGAAAAAGGACCUUUUCAAAUGGCAAUAGAACAUUGUGUCAGAUUACCAAUUAUAGGAACAAUUCUUUCCUGACCAAUCUUAUUUUGCCCUAUAAAUCUACAGGGUUUGACAUUUGUUGUCCAGUUGAAAAAGGUUACGUAGCUAUGUUAUGUAUAUACCUUUUUGUGUCAAAAGGACAUUAAAAUUUCAAUUAGGAAAUAUAAAGAUGGCACUUUCCCAUUUUAUUCCAGUUUUAUAAAAGUGGAGACAGAUCUGAUGUGUAUGCGUAGGAAUUUUUCCUUUUGUGUCUGUCACCAACUGCAGUUGGGGUUGGGGGGAAGCUUUCUGAUAUACAGGUUCACAUCCUGCCCCUUUCUUUGCACUUAAGUGGCAACAGAUAAGUCCGCAGUUGGCUAAGAGAAGUUUCUAAAGGGUUGUACUACAUUCUGAUGCAUGUAUUCUGGAUAGGGGAAUGUAAAGAAAUGCUCUGAAAGGAAUAUAUUAUGCUGGACCCUGGACUAUGUACCGUAUCCGGCUACUUACAUGCACCUUUCUUUAGCAUGCUGCAGUAAUUAAUCCUGGACGUUUGAGGAAUCGGCCGCUGUCACUGCUUGUUGUUUGUGCAUUUUAUUUUUUUAAGCAUAAUGGUGCUAGAAAAGGCAGCUAGAGGGAGUGAUUCCAUAUAGGGGUACAGGAAUGAACCUUCCACAACAUCUUAAAGACCCACAAAUGAAGGGAUAUGAAAAUAAUGGGGUCACAGAUAAGAAACACAGCAACAAUGACUUAACCAUACAAAUGUGGAGGCUAUCAACCUAAAAUGGGCUUGAAACAAUUGUUCUAAAAAAGACAAUGAUUUAUUAAAUGUUUUUCUCAAUUGUAAUGGCUGCUCCAUCUCCUGUGUAAUCAAGGCCAGUGCUGAAAGUCAGAUGCUAUUAGUACAUACAUCAGUCAACAUCUUACUUAUUUUAUUAGUUUUUCAAUCAUAUACCUGCUGUGAAUGCUUCAUGUGCUGCAUUGCAAGCUUUUUUUCCUCAUUAAAUAUAAAAUAUUUUAUAACGGUG